ACAAGCUCCACGUCCCUAACAUCACAACAGCAAUCCAACUUGACCAUCUCUGCGAUUGUCUACUGAAAUUGCAAAGACCUGAAGGUGUGAUCACUGAAACCAUGCUGAAGUUAGUGCUUGUGCUUGGAUGCCUCCUGAGCCUCACUCUGGCUCAACCUAGAGACAUGGCUCGCAAACGUGUUGCCCGCUCAAGUUCUGAGUCUGACUCAGCAUCAGGCUCCGACGAGCGAACUACUAGUACUAGUACUAGUUCUGUUUCACAACUGCUUGAGCUGCUGAAACUCUUACUUUCUACCACAACAACUACAACUGCAGCCACUACUACUACUACUACAACUAAAGCUCCUGCCACCACUGCUGCUGCAACUACCAAGUAGAAUCUGAAACUGAAGCAGAGAUCAACAUGAGCGAUGUGCAUGUUUGAGAUCUGUGCUGUUUUUGUUUGUCUCAACCACACUCAACAUUUCAGUUCAAGUAAAUGUGGAUCAAAAUCAGCAGUUUCCCUUGUGAUAUCUGCUUAAUAAACUUCACAAUUUGAAAAA
Molecule: messenger RNA, 542 nt
Organism: Solea senegalensis (Senegalese sole)
Lineage: Eukaryota; Metazoa; Chordata; Actinopteri; Pleuronectiformes; Soleidae
Product: cell wall integrity and stress response component 2-like
Exons: 4
Coding region: 102-377 (91 amino acids)
Source: RefSeq, a predicted model, not a curated record